This is a messenger RNA of Pocillopora meandrina, 25618 nucleotides long. Lineage: Eukaryota; Metazoa; Cnidaria; Anthozoa; Scleractinia; Pocilloporidae. The record is from the annotation of a GenBank genome assembly.
AUGUUCCUGAACGUUCCUCCCACCUGCCCGACAGAGGUGUUCCAUUAUUACAAAGACCUUCCCCGCCCGUUACCAAAGUGCCGUAAUCGGCUGGAUAAUGAGUUUUUUCAGCUCUUUCAGCAGCAGUUUUCGUCAAGGGGAUCUUCACAUUUCAGAAGAUAUGAGGAGAAGGUAAUUCCAAUUCACCUUACCUAAUAAUUAAUUAAUAAUCAUAGAUGUUGGUAGAAACUUCGAUGAAGACUGAAAUUUAUACUCACUGUGUGAACUUAGAGACUCAAAUUAGCGCAUCAUACAUAGAAAUCGCGUAAUGGAGAGCUUCUCUUAUGGUACUCUUAGGACACUAUUGUACAUCAGUGACACACUCAGCUACGCCUCGUAACGUCUUCUGUGAUCUAUUAUUGUACAUACCCACGGCAAUAUGGAAUCUACUUGUUAUAUAUGAUAAAAAAGCAAAGUGUUGCUACGUCAUCUAUGGGUUUGUCCUCCAAUAGAUUAUAAGAAAGAACCAAUCAAAUUGUUUGUGAUACACAGAUUUAGCCAAGCCUAAAAAAUUGGAGCUCCAGUUAGUUUUUUUACUUUAGUUCUUCACUUUAUCAGGACUCCCAUUAGCUGUUGCUACAUGUAUUCCAAUAAGUGUCACAUCAAUGAAGGUUCACUGUGUUUUCUUUCCCUUCAAAUUGUACUCACAUUCGACGAGAAAUACACGGCUCAGUGUAUUAGUGGUGUAAUGUGUCAUACUAUUAUGGAGAGGGUCAACCACAACUGCAGUUCCUCCCUCCCUUCCCAUGGUCUGCAGCAGGAUAUCUUUUCCUAUUUUUCAUAAUUAACUGAUAGGAAAAUCGCAUAAGUUCACACGUGGUUUGAGCGCCGCCUUUCAUGCAUUUGGGGGGAAGAGAACCUUCGGAACAAGAUUUCGUAGCCAAGAUUGUCACUUUCAAAUCACGCGUUUUGUCACGAAGGGGGUAGGGGGAGGGGUGAGUUGGUUUGGGGGUUCUGAAUUCCUACAGUGGAUUCGCCGGUAAGACAUGACGGGUAAUUUUUUCGUGGUCGAGGUAUUGCGGAGGGUUGAGAUCUCACGAGUUGAGAUUUCAAUCCGGGUUAAAAAAGGUAUAGGAGAGGGAAAAACUCUUCUUGUUCCAGUAAAACUCCUAUCCAUUCUUGUGCUAGUGCAGUCAAGUUUACUUUAUCGUACGUAGAAUGCGCUAAUUCGCAGAACUAAUGCUCACGAACUCACGAGGCCGUUAGUUAAUAUUAAAUGUUACAGGGGGAAUUUAUUUUCAUUGCUGCCGCCUUCCGAUUAGCAGAAUAUCCUUUUCAAAUAUAACCCAGGGCGCAAAGACAGUUAUAGCCUUGGAAAACUGGCGAUGGCCAGUUCCUUGCUACUUUAAGCUCUUUUAUUUGAACUAUGUUCCUUGUUCCAAAGUUUGAAAGUUUUAUUAAAAUACACAUCGGGUUCGAGUUACCUUCCACGGGUAUCGUCCCUAAAUAUCAGAACCAGUCACGGUUCUUUUAGCAUCAAAUGAUCAGGAGCAUUGGGGUGAUAUGAGAGCGGAGCUACAAUCUUUCCUCUAUAAUAUGAUGACUAGUGCAUUUGGAGAAGGAAAAGGGAUAAACUUAACUUAAGAAAAUGAAAAAAAAAAUACCAAACCAAAUUUCGUGAAAAAAAAUAUACUCAAUAUGUUUUCACUUUUAUCCCCAGCUUACCUAUAGCUUAUGAACCAUAGAGAUAUGAUUGUAUGCCAUGAUAAUGCGCGACACUUUCAGUGCUACUUGAGUAUAAAACCGCGGACUGAGGCUGUAAUGGACGGCGAAUUUCAUUUCGUAAUGUAGACAGGCGUUUUCCAAUCAGGAAAAAAAAAUUGGCCGAUCGUUUCUCUGGGCCUUACGUAAAACUGAACAUGGUUCCGACAGUUUGGUUUUUACUCUAACAGUACAACCUCAGACGAGAAACUGAAUCAUACGAUUGAGACGUUUGAUAAUAGGAAACGUGUGGGCCAUUUUUUCAGUUUACAAAUUAUCAUUUUCAUUACAACCCAGACACAACACGUCCCCAAGAUAUAAAACUUAAUUAAUAGCCGAGGCAAUAAAACAAUGUGCUGGCCACAUUUCUAAACUUUCAACAAUCGACUGAAAUAUGUUACCAACGGUAAAAUUCUUUGGAUGAAAAAACAAAGCCUUGUGUUUAAUCCAUCUUAAGAAAGAUUAAUGAUGUGUUUCAUUAGUCGUCUGUGGGUGGAAAUGAGAAGUUUCUAAUGAGGUAACGGUUGAAAAGUGGAUCAAAAUUGUGAAGCAUCGAUCAUACCAACAUCUGGAAUGCGACGGUCUCGACAUAAGGUGUUAGAAGGAGUCUCACAAAAACUAAAGAGAGCUUAAACGAGAUGUAAUUCAGCUUGCCUUGAACGAAGAACAAAGAAAAAAAUUCCGAUUCUCCCGUAUCUAAGUAAUCCUUAGCAUGGAUUCAACGCGCCGAUGUUCUGAAGAGGAGAGUGAAAAACAAAAACAUUUGAGUAUCUUUUAAGGAAUCCGAAACCCCAGCUUGUUUUGAUGUCUUCAUUGUCUGCUAAACAAAUUGAGCGACAAAGGAAUUGAUUGCGAGCCAAACGGGCUAAGCUGUACAAAUUUCAAACUCACGGAACUUUUUAUGUGUCAAAUUUAUUCAUACAAAGCCCACGAGUUAUGUUAUUUUAGUCCAUUUCGUUUUUCAAAAGCGUCUUUUUAAAACGUGACUGUUAUCUCAUCGCCAAGCAACUACCUAUUUAUUACCUAAUCGUUUAUUUUUUUUUCUAUUGCACGAGAAACAAUGAAAAUUCACAACGAUGAUCUCAGCCACGGCUGUUGCGGUUUCUGCCAGAUGGUGCAGAGCGUAGUCAUAACGUGGCUCAGGGCGGAGCAAACUCGAGUAACCCUAUUGAUUUCCUCUGUAUCGAGUACUUCAUCAGUUGAAAUAAACUUCUGCUUUCCAUGAAAUUGUUUAUGCUAAGUUUAUUAAUUUUUUUGAAAUAUCGCGUCACUUCCACUUGAUUGAUGUCAAAUUUCGCAUCUCAUUUAAUUUUGCUAAAUCCCAAGCUGAGUGUUGCCGUGCUAAGCGAUGAUCUUUUGCGAUAAUCUGUGUUAAAACUUCCAGGUUCCGUUCGAUGUAGCUGCCUGUUGUUUUUUUAGCCGCUUGUGGCUGUGGGAAAAAAUCGGUUUGCAUAUCGACAUCAUUCUUCACGACCACAGUUACUAAUCUGACAUGAUACAAUGGAUUAUACUGCGUCAAACGCUUGCACAAUUCUAGAGGCAGGCCAUAUAUUUAUAAAUUUAAAGUCGGCUGAAAGGGCUCAGCCUUCUAUUUAUUAAAUGGAUAUGACCAUGGAGAUGACCAUGAAAUAAAAAUUUGCAUCACUUUCUUAUUAAUCUAGAUGUUGUCGCUGUAAUAACUUUUUCGGGGUCUGGUGUUUGACAUUUAACGCUUUAGGGAAUUAGUGAAUAUGGUCAGGGAGGAGAAACUUAUGCAUUCUGUUCUUUAGCACUUAACACAAAGUUUUCGCCCACAAGCGCUUAGGCUCAGUUUUGGUUUCCAAAUCUGUGCCAAAGAUUCAAUUCUUCAGCUUACUGUAGAUUUCUGUUUAAAAUGUUGGUUUUAAAAAUUCAGGAACUCAUGUUAAUCCGCUUGUGGUAGGCAAAGACAAAAGCCAAAGUAACUUAGAUGUUGAUAAUUUGCAAUUUUCGAGGCGUUAUCAACGAUUAUGUCUGUUCCUGCUCAUCUUUGAAGGCAGUAAACGGAAUUGAUCAGAAUUGCUCAUCAAGAUUCACUCCAAGAAAGGGCGUUUGAAUUCAAUUUGGUCGACACUUGACUUUGAGCUAUAGAAACCCUUUUUAGCUUAUAAUGCACAUGACGCCGUAAAACACAGUAAUUGAUCCUUGUUUCUCGGUGCCAAACCGAACAUUCCCCUCCUGAAGUUUCGGCCCUUUUUUCAGCUAAUUCUAGAAAGCAAAUCUACAGUUUUAUCAAACCAUUCAGCGCAAUUCUAGGCUUUAUUUUAAACUUUAUUAUUCGAUUCAAUUCAGACGCUUUCUGACUGUGUUGGUUUUAUGGAUGUCAAGUAGCUUUUUCGUUGUGAUCCUAAUGUGUGAUUCAAAUGUCAUCGUUUUUGAUGAGCUGGCCUGUUUCCUCGGCUCUUGAUGGCAGCAAGCAGUUGCUGAAAAUAAAACAUAAAACCAUACUUAAGUUAUUUAUACCUAGUUGUACAUUUUCGGCUUUCUGCCUGAAAAAAAAAGCCUAUUUCGAUUGGGGCUUGGAAAUUUUUUCUCUGUCGUCGUAAGACGUAAGUGUUUUUUACGCUAAGACUUGAAGUGAAAAGACGGAUGAAAAAAAACCACUGUUUACAGUUAGGGAUAAACAAAUCAGAACUGAAUUUCUCUCUUUUUGCAUGAAUGUAGAGGUAAACAAACAUUCAUACUAGGAAAAGAGGAAUAACACUCAUGGCACUGUUGACAUUUCUUCUGUGCAGAGCAGCGCUUUCACAACUUCAAAAAUUCAAUAAACUAUCAUUCUACAGUCAGUGGUAUUUAUCUCCAUUUAAAUCACCUGCAGUCAGUAUCCUUUGAAUCUGGACAAGACUGAAAAACCAAAAGAAAACUUCCCUCCUCAAAUAUUAAUUACGCUCUGGUUUCCUUGCAUGUUCACUCUUUGACAUUGGUGAGCAUUAUAAACUUUGUCAGGAAAAAAAUCACUUGGCUGGCAUUGGUAGCGCUUGUCAAAGUUCCAGAGGCGUAUCAGCUGUUUUUUUUUGUUCUUUAUAGAGAUCGCUGAUCUAUCGGAAAAUAUUCAAACUUUGCCUUGUUUUGAUGUUGUAAAAUGCACUUUUUGAUCAUAUCAUUUAUAAGGGGCAACACUGCUCCUCUCAGCCAGAGAACUGAUCCACCGAAAAAAAGUUUAAUACUCAGAGGAAACCAGUUUUUCUUUCUCAUUCUUGUAAAACUUUCCUUUGAUACUGACCGGCUAUUAAGACAGAGAAAAUUCAUAUCAAAACCUGUCUUCAAAACUCCAGUUUCCCGAGAAAACGUUAUUAAAGUUAGACUUGUGAUAAUAUUUAUGUAUUUGGGUUUUGGACUUACAGCUUGAAUACCAAAAUCAAUCCGGCAAACUAUUUUCACCUUAAGUUAACAGUAGAAUAUUUACAAGUGUUUCCUACCGAAAACAAAACAAAAAGAAUUUGGAAUUCAUGAGAGUCUAUUUUUGUUUUGAAUUUUUUUCACCGCGUUCUCUAAUUUGAUUGUCCCUCAAAACUUGGCUAAGAAUGUUUCAAACAGGAAAGGCCUCUGUGGACGAUUUACAUUCGACGGUAUUCAAAGACCUUUCUCUUUAAUGUUCAUGUACAGUACGCCCUUUAACGAAGACUAUUUUGAUCUCUAGUGAAAAAUUUUGACCACUACUAAACGAAUGAAAGGGAAACGGUGAAACAGCAGCAGGAGCUAGCUGAUGUUAGCUCGCUUGACAUAAGAAACUCAAAGUUGUCUCAUUUGCCGCUUCAACAGAAAGAGGAAGCUAGAAGUGGUUCACUUAUCUAUCGAACAAAGUAAAAUCUGUUGAUAAGAGUACAAACGAUUUUUUCCCUUCCUUUUUAUAUCUUAUUUUAUUUUUUUGCCCGAAAAAUGUCAUGAGACAUUUUUCAGGCAAAACGACAAAAACGUAAACAAAAAAAUAUUGAAAUUCCUUAAAAUUAUGACUGAAAUAAUACUCUGACAUGUGGGUUUAUUGUUUUCUUUGUCACAUUGCCACAGAAUGAACUUUGAAAAGCAAGGCAUUGAUUCAGCAUUAUCAGAAAAAGACCACCGUGGAGAUUCUUAUAAAUUUUGAUAAAACAAUAAUUUCAACAAUUGUUCUUUCUAAUAGGAACAUUCUGCAUUCUAUGAACGCUUCAAGAAGAGGAGACUGAAUACCUAAUCCGUUAAACGCGCCGCGAUAUUUUGCAACAAAAAACCAUUUUGACGGCUCUGUUCACUGAAGAGGGCUGAGUGCUAUUCAUAUUGAUAGACUGCAGUCUCCGUUACUUUUAAAUUUCUUAUGGUUUGGGGUAUCGUGAUCCUAUUUUUAAAGUAAACUAAAACGAGACUAAGUCGUUCUUGCAAAAAUAAAUAACAUUUGUGUUGGCGUCGUCGCCUCUGCUCUAGGGCUGAGUGAUAUGGGUCAAACGUGAUUUAGGAAGGCGAGAAAUCAAAAUUUUAUCAUGGAAUUAAAGAAAAUAUUGGCGCCUGAGUUUUCUACGUGUAACAGACUGGCGUCCAUGGGUGAUGAAAACAAUCGGGGUGUUGUUCUUGUGCACGUGGUGAACAGCUAAAUACACAUCCACUUGUUUUGUUUUCGAUUUUUUUUUAUCAAGAAACAUGAUCCAAACGUUGUACCUCAACACGACGGAAGUUUUUCAAGUGCUUUUAGCCGAACAGUUGUGGCAAUGUAGAAUCAUCUCUUUGAGACUUGUUUUUUCAAUUUACAAGUACACUUCAAUUUAAUAUGAAAUUUUCUGGGUGUAAAUCCGACACCUCGUGAACUGGCCAUGAAUUUCCUUUGUCGAAAAAGUUUGGCGAAACAUGAAAGCCGUAGAUUUUCAAACAUCUAAACGCUGCCUAAAUAUAUUAGUUUCCUUGAAAUUUUUGCCUUACACGUAAAAACAAAUGAUGUAUAAUGCUUUGAAAUUAAACGAGACACACUCGACCUGCGAAGGUUCACAACAAGGAAACAGAAUCACUGGUCAAACGUAGUUUUUAAUAUAUAAAUUAAUCACACCAACUACUACCAGUGCAUAGCUCUCGGGGAGGUAAAGUGUUUUCGAUAAGAAACCAUUCACUGAAAUAUCUCUUCGCUGUUGUCGGGAGGAUUAAAGCUUGCUAGUCUAAACCACACGCUAACUCAGUGAAAUCCAAAAUCAUAACGAGAAUGAGAUGAUACCAGCCCAGUAUUAGUUGUUCUUUUCAAAAAAUGAUAACUGUUAAAACUCUGAAACGGCUAAAAUAAACCAUUGAUAUUGUUGAGAUGUAGACUAUAUCUGGUCAAUAAUAAUUCACAUGUACACCAACAUUUUACGGAAGUUUGGCAUUUAGACUUUGCUUCGUCUUUUUCAAGUUUUCAUGCCCAAUUUCAGUUGCUUUUCGUGUAGAAACAUGCCCCUUCUUUACUUAUUCGAGGACUUUUUUGAUUGAAUGUUUCCUUAAUCUAACCCUAAAUUCAAGCCCCUCUGUUAUUAACCUUUGAAAACAUCAAAACAUGAAUUUCCUUCUUGUAAGGUGAUCCUUGUGUAAAGCUUGCGUUUUUGUAUUGGAAAUUAAGUUCUACCUGAACUUGUGUGACAAUUUUUGUUUUGCAUGCCCACAAUUAAUCAACAGUUCUUUGAAAAUAAUUCUAGGAAUUCAAACAAAUAGAUCCUAGUCUCAACAAAAAUAAAAUUUUAUGAUCAUUAGCGGGAGACACUCGACUCCCUUGGCCAUGAUUUGUCAAUGGGCCCUUACUCCCAAUUGCGGUUUUCGAGUUCGCUUGAAGGGCUAUCAGCAAAAAGUGUUUACGAGAGUGAAAAUUACCAACAGCUUAAGUAAUAUAUCUUGUUUAAUGCUUGAAAAGAAACAUGUUUUUCUGUAGUCAACAAAAAUACAAAGUUCAAGACUCAUAGAGGGCAAAAAAAAAAAAAAAAUGUUUUGACCAGGUGUGCCAAAUCCCUCCUCGAAAACACAGAAACCAAACCACAUAAAAAUGGGCUUCAUCAGUGAUUGUACAGGAAACGAAUGUAUAGCCGCAGUGAACGAUAUACGUCCGUCUGAAAGCAUUUCCCUCACAAGAGUUCACUCGCGCUCUGAACGGGGAUUCGACAGGACCCAGCAGGGCCUUGAAUCAAGCCACCCAAUCGCCUCUUGAGUCGCGGCAAUUUACCCUUCGUGCGCUACAGCGGAACGGUCACAGCAGCAACAUCUCGAUUGCUAGAGCUGGUAAAGAGAAAGCGGUCAUUGACCCGGUAAACCCUAACAGGCUAAGGAGAUGUCUAUAUCACAUUUUCAAGAUCUUCAGGCGAUGCAAAACCUAGCUCUGUCGCCAGCACAUUACGACGAUAAGGGGGUAGGUGGCUUACUAUAGAUCUUGCCAAGAUGGCAACCACUCGGCAAAGCAAAAUUUGUUUACCUGAUAAGUAUUUGGAUUACAAGAAAAGUUUCACGGACGCGAGAAGCAAUUACUUCGUAAAAAGUUUCACCAUUAACAGUUAUGAUAAUUUUCAGGCAUCAAAGAUCAAGCUUUAAUCGAACAAGACGAUCGAAAUAUUAAUAACAUUUUGGCGUCUCAUGAAAACUUGUCGAUACUUUUUGUGCUCGGGCGGUCGGUCCAUUACACACUUGAGCAUACAAUUUUAAGUACAAUUCUCGAAGUAUCACUUGGUAUUGUGUGAUAACGAUUCUGCCGCGAAAAGUUUCGUGACUUCGCAAGGUUUGUUUUUCAACUUUGAAGGCGACAAAAUGGAGGAAAAAUUAGCGCGUUGAGCCGCGAUAUCCGCCGGAUUACCUCAAGCAAACUAACAACGAAACUAAAGUCGAAAUUGACUUAAAACUUUACAGGUUUACAAUACACAAAGCGAAAACUAAUAAACACUGUAAGCUGACAAAGCAUUCACGGAUGAUUAAUGUUCGAUUGGCUUUCAACUAGUACUGUUCAUCAAAACUCUGAACUUACCUUUAGGCAUUGGAAAGCAGUGAAGGUGGAUUUUUGUAACCUUAAAUCCGAAGUAACAUGAGAACAAACGGCCUUCUGAUUCGCUUCCAAUUCCUAGACCAAACAACCCAUUAUGGUCCAACUGGAAUUCUUAUUUGCCUGAUAUCACAGUUGUUUCUCCGCCAUAUCGGUGCUAUGAUUCAAAGGUGAAAAGCAAACUUCUUUAGCGGCAGUCACCAUUCAUCUCAAUCGUAAAGUCCGGGCCCUCAGGUUAAAAAAAAAUUGUCUCAUAUCUUGGAGUUUUUAGUCGAAAUAAGACGUAGUUUGUGAGAGCCAAAAUUUAAAGAAACAAAAUAGUCGAAAAAACGCGAUUUUAAAGUUACAACAAAUUCUUCUCGUUUGCUUGGUGUUUUUGGUAUGUUAAGUUUGUUUUCGGUCGCCUUUCAUCCGCUUUCUUCAAGCCACUGUUCUGACAGACAGAUGCGGACAUUUUGGACAGCUUUUUCGCUUUCCAUCGCUAUCAAAUAACCAACCUCUUGAAAUAAAGAACGUUCAGACGGCUUAUCCUAGAUACCAAAUAACAUGGGAAUAUUCGGCAUGAGGAGUCAGUUUUACGACUUGUAUGAAGGAAUAGAGCAACUCCGCACUUCAAAAUAAUUAGUCUAUGAUUGCGAAGCUCUGAAGUGUCCCACAUCCUCAGUUUCGUUUUUCCUUCGAGCAAGUUGAUAUUAAGGGGAGAAAGCUUAUCCAUCAACAGUCCGCGAAGCCACUAGCGGAGUCCACAUUGACGAAAGAAGGCUAUUUUGGCCAUAUUUGAUCACUCUAGUGAGUGCUUUCUUGUUUUUUUCUUUCUGUAAACAUCACUGGCGUCAUUUAUUCUGCGUUGUCGUUUUAAACCGCCCUUUGCUUCUUUGCGACGGGACAAAAGGCCGAUUGAACACCCUUCGCAAGGUUCAUCACUCAUUUGCCGGUAAAAAAUCGAAGCUGGCCUGGCCAUUCGGCUCCCUCCUUAAUUGUGCGGUAAAUGUGCGUUGAUCGCUACUCUAGAGAAAUGUCAAAGCUUAUAACUCAGGGCCUUUUCAAAUUUAAGUCAACACAACCGACACACGGCAUAUUAAUAGUCAUGGCGGCAUCGACAGUCGAAUAAAAGAAUAAAACUAUCCUUAAAACUGAAGGAGAAAAGAGAACCGCGUGCUUUUUAUUUACUCAUUUGAAGUCAACUUCUAUAAGAUACGGCACCUUAUAGCAGUCUGACAGCAAGAUAAAUCGAAGGUAACUAGGAAAAGAGUGAACCGAUAAAGGUGACUAGGGAGCAUUUCUAAGCGUGAAGUGUCGACCACGCUUUGAUUACAUCCUGUACGAUUUGCUUUGAAGAAUUUCUCUUCCAACAUAUUUACGCCUUGAAUGGUUUUGGCGCUGGAAAAAGUACAAAAAAAACAUUCACUUGAUGAAAAACAACAACAACAACUAGACGGAAGAUAUCGUUCCUUCGGGAGAAAGGGAAAAAGAUUAAGAUAAAGGUUAUAUAUACACAGCCACCUGCUCGGCAGCGUUAGAAAGCUGAAGUGAGGACAAGGCAACUUUUUACUAAAUCGCUUGGAUUUUAUACCUGUGGGUACAAUCCUUCUUCUAGGUUCUUCGUGGAAAAUCGCGCUAAUUUCGACAUUUAUUUCAUGUCGACAGAUUUAAAAACUAAUUGAAAAUCGCGUUUUGCAAAGUAGUUUCAGAACCAUCUUUUGUUGACAGAAAGCCACCACAUAGAUUAAACAGCCGACAAAAGUGAUUAUCCAAAGCACACCCCUAGAAAACUUUUACUUCGUAUUUUGCGUCAGAGUUAUUUCUUUAAAAGCACAUAAAUAUUUUUGUACACCGUGAAAAAAACCUUGCAUUCAACAAAAGGUGUGGUGUAGAUGACUAUUCAAGGAAUAGGAAAUCUUUUCUUUGGCGAGAGAGCAUUGAAUUGUUGGGCGGGAAGAUUAUUGUUUGGUUAUCCCAAAUUUAAACGAAAAUUUGCGCCUUGAUCUUUGUUCUUGACGUAAAUGACCCAAAAUAACUUGGCACCGCAUAAAGAAUCGCCAAACGAAAAGAGACGACAAAAAGUCGACCAAAAAUUGAAACACGAAUUGUCAUCAUGCCACUCGUCAUUGAGGCUAUUAUGCUCCAAAGAAGAGCAGCCGGGAUAUGUCACGGAUGCAACAUCCACUUCUCCUGCUUACUCUCCUAAGCUGUUUAGCAGCUUUAUUGAUGGAAAAAGUAAAGCCCGUUAAUGGUAUUAAAGUAUGUUCGUAAAGCGUUUUCCGGUUUUUGGAAGGCCAACUAGUUUGACCGCAGUUCUCUGCACCCGACCUGAAGCAUCAACAUAAUCGUCUAGUGCUAAACGCUCCCGGACAGUAGAUUGACAAGUCCAAAGCUUUCUUUAAUAAGCCAAGGUUAACCUUCGCUUUCCCGCCUUUUCAAUCUUGCUGAGAUAAUUAAGAAAAGACAGCGCAAACUGAGCCAUCAGCUGUACUGGGCUGUUUGCGAUGAAUUGUCAAAAUACAACCAGCUGAUUGAAAUGGACUGAAAUGGCGAAGUAUGGCGAACCAUAACUUGGUGAACCAAUUUCUAGGUGAAGCUCGUCACUAUAAACUGAAUCAUUUUAAGAAAUUAUUUCACAAAUAUGAAACUACUUUUUUUAAACGACAAUUUAUUUACACAAUUUGUUUAAUACCACAAGAACGAAUAAAGAGUUUUCUUCAUUUAGUAUAUGAAACUGAAGUCACACAACGAGAAAGCGUCUUAUACCUUAAAUAUGAGAUCAUUUUUUCGGUCGUAUGAUUUCGAUCCUCUUCAAUGCUGUUGAAAAACUGUAUGAAUAUUUUAAGGCGAACCUUCUUUUCAUAACUUUGCAUUUAAACAAAUAGGAUUCAUGUGAAGAAGUCCGGUUCGACGAUUAAAUUUAACAUGCCUCUCUCGUGCGAACCAAUAUGGAGGGCAGAUGUCAACAUGGAGGCCAUGGCACAAAGAUUCAGAAGUACAAUUUGUCAAAUCAACACCAAGAGAUACGUCCAAGUAAAUCAAACUCUAAUUUCAAAAAGGUGUGGAAAACAUUCUACCUAGGAAGGUUUUUUUUUCGUCAUUUUAAAUCCGUGUUGACUGACUCGUGUCCACAAACGGAUGAGCCUCUUAUGUUCGAUAUUGGCUGAGUUUUCAUUCACGGCAAAGUCUUGUCUUAUCUUCGUACCGAGUCAAGAGUAUUUUCACUGUAUUGCACCGAGAAACCACAUCUUAAAAGUCAAACGAAGCUGAUCGAACGUGUGUAGUACAAGAAGGCUCGUUCGAGAGCAAACUUCCCUUUCAGCUUAAAAGUUUGUACAAAUAUCACUAUGGGAAGAAAAGGACUGUCUGAGAAAACUUGCUUCAUCAUCGCCAUUCGAGAUGGAUUUCGUAAGUCUUCUCUACUAAAAGCACUUAAACAUUUUCGAUGGCUCCUGGCUGCUUUUCAUAAAACACAAGUGGUCUAUAUUUGGGCGCGAGAAAAAUCCCUACCUCGAAUGAAAUCUCCUCACUUCACAGCUCGCAAAAAGCCGAAGUGUAAUCCUAAACCGAACCACUGUUUGAGGUUUAUUGAAAGCAUAUGUCGUUCACAACGGUAGUCGUCAGAAGUAUCGAGAGGUCGAUUUCGAAAUAAACUGCAGACGUUAAGAUCAAAACCCAGGCUGAUAAAGUUAACGAAAAGACCCAGCUGGUUCUGACGAGAACCGAAAAAGUGAUGAAGUGAAGGUGAGGAUAGUUUCAUUGGUACAUUUUGUUACGCUAGGGGUUCUAUAACCGCUUUACUCUCACCCGCCAUUAUGCAAGGUUAUGUUAGGGUCACGUUAAAAGAAAAAAAAAUGUGUUAAAAAAAAUCUUAAAUGAGGAGCUGUACUAGGACUUUGUGCCUAAAGAAUAAAACCAGUUCAGACAAGUUUUAAAAACAAAGCGUCCAAACAAAGAGGUGAAAAGCCCCGAAAAGUGCAAACGCAUUGUUUACGAAAUCGUGUGAACGCUAGUCGCUUUUCAUCAACGAAGCUCGUUUGAUGUUUGUGUUUAAACACAGGCAAGCAAGCAGGCGGAACAACCAGACUCAGCGCUACAAAACACUUCCUUCCUCACUGUUCAAACGUGAUCCUACGAGCGGUCUGCUAUGACCGGUGAGCCGAUAGGGCAACAGUUGAAGAUCAUUGUUUGUAUCAAAUAGCCCGCGUCUCUUGUUCUCAAAAACGAUUUUAUUGUUUAGUGUCGAUUUUGAAACUGUUAAGAUUUCUUUAACAGUUAAUUUAACGAAAGCUCUCUUUACAAUACUAGCCUCUUCUUUUGGAAGUUCCUGUUUUAUCUCUUGGCUUUCAGUUUAAAUCAAUUCGUCUCUCUCUUCAUUUAAUCUUCCGGUCACCCACUAAAACAUGGCGUCUCUACUCUCCUCUCACUCCUCGUAAAAUUUCCUUCCGCCGAAUAAACUGAACAUGUAUCGUGCAGAUAUGUUUGAACACCGUUACAGCAUCAAUAGUACCCACUUUUACCAAUAUAGUUGUAAUAUAAGUCCUGAUCUACUUCCACGAUGGGAAACAUUGAAUCGUAGAGACUAACCUACUGUCUUCAUGCAGCUUCAGCGCUUGUUAAUGCCCUUCAAAUAACGUAUAGUUCCUACAAGCUGGAUGGCAAAGAAACCUUCGUUCGCACGUAUGCUAUAGCGACGUGAAGCGCUUUUGAUUGAUGCCAUAGUUAAUCCUAAAAUACCAGAAAUAACCAAUUUGCCUAACCGCCGGUUCGCCAGAAUGUUAUGAGGCGUCCUAAUGGACACGACAUAGUUGUCAUACCUUUGUUGUGAAAUUGAAGUAUGGUUUUAUUUUGCGACAACUCAAGGCUGUUAGCUUUUUCACGGUCUGUCUUCACAGACAGCGAACUCCAAAGAUGUAUAAAUAAAUCAGGUGGCAGUUUUAAUGCCUAUUAAAGGGGCAAAGGUUUUUUAAUCCGAUAACACAAACACACUGUUUUCCCCCCACACGGAGGUAAAGAAAAGCAUAAGUGAAAGAAAUAAACAUCGGCAUGACACCCCAACACUUAGGCCGCGCUUGUAAUGACAGAUUUCAUUGUGAACUCUGGAGAGCAAUCCUAAUUUCAUGCAUGACAUACAAACUUUAAGCGGUCCUUUCAAAGCAAUCGGAGUGUAGACGUUGCCUUGUCACCAACCGAUCUCGAGGUUGUUGGAUGGCUUUCCCGAGCGGCUUGGCCUUUAUUGACCGUCGAGAAAAUAUCUUCUAUACCAAACUACAUAUUCAAAUGAUGAUAACAGGACUUCGAACCUUGAACUGGCUCUUAGAGAAGAGGCCAGGUCAUUUUUUUAUUAUUAUUUUACAAAUAUCCGUUUGAAAUUUUGAGUUCUUACGAAUUUUUUUUCAUCAAAACAAACCUGGUGGGUCAACUAUUGAGAACUGAUAGCUGAAAGGACCCUUGAAGCCGAAGUUUAAAUUAGUGGCGAGUAGCAAAAAUGCAAAACGUUUAUCCAUGCGUGACCAGACGACUUCAAGGCAUCAUAUCAGACUUUGUGUUAUUGUGUAUUAUAAAGUGUCAAAACUUUCGCUGUUUUCAAGCCUCGCUUGUCACAUACAUCAACCUUUCGCGGUUUUAAUAGUCGAGCAGUUAUCACCCUGUCGAACGCUCUCAUUCGCUGUCUUUCAUUCCAUGUGAAAACGAAACAAGAUGUCGAUAGAAUAACAAAAGACAAGCCAUCAGAUUUGAUCGGCGAAAACUAUCGCGUUAAAUAUCAGGGGUCUGUGGUGCUGAGUAGAUAAACUAUUUUGAUGGAAAUUUUUUUCGGGAAAGGAAUGUCACUUGCGGUUUUGCUCUGUUGAUUAAUAAAUGCCUUUGUUGGAGUCAAGCUAAAUUAUUCACGUUCCUACUUUGACUACUUUGUUGGGAUGCGUUAGUUUCUUGAUCUACGUAUUUUCAUUUGACGUUAUAUGAAAUUCUUUCCUAAAGUAAAAGCUUAAUGAUUUAAAAAUGAUUUUCAUGCGGCUAAUCAUUGUCAUGCGACUGGGUAGAUAAGUACGAGGAUCUAAUUAGCAGAUGUCAGCUUGGAGGAUGAAGCUUUUCGCCAGAACGUCACUUGCUUGACUGCAUGUUGAAAAGUGCGACAACUGGAUUGACAAACAUAGCUUCGUUACAGUUAGUUAGCUCAGACUAAAGCGUACACAUCCCGCGCGCACCGUGAACGAAAAGAGUUCGUGCCGAGCGACAUCGAAAACUGAUUAUGUUACACUGCACUUUGUUUAUUGUGCACAUGAAACCUGAGGUGGCGGCCCAAACAACUCAACUUAAGCUGUGCCAACACGCUCUGAAAUUUCUUAAGGUUUGGGAGUCUCUUUGGAACUUAAAACUGCUGAAAAGUUACUCCACGUGGGAUUAAUUUGAUAAUGAUAAAAAAAUUAUGGCUACAAAUUUGUAAUAACUCUGUCUUUUGAUAGGAAUGUUUGUGUCAUCUGCCCGGGGUGCCACAAUGUUAACUUUUUUUGUUCUCCUUGUAAUUUUGUUUCGUUAUAAAUUGGCGCCUUUGAAGGAACGCGUGAUCCCUAUGUUUGAUUUUUCUGAAAGCCUCUCUUAAGAAUUUCCUAAUUUUAUUAACAAGCCCUCGCGGAAAUUUUCUCUUGCAAAGAGGGAGCAAAUAACAGUGUCCAAUUUCAGUUGCCAAUUAUAAGUUCAGGUCUUGAAUUCACCUCUCUUCGCCCGCCGCAUCACGUACUUAAUUUGCAUGAGCAAAUCAGAGAUCUUUAGAUUAAGCACAACCUGUACGUUUAGUCUACGACGCACGCCUUUCGUUGUAAACGAGCUUUUGAAAAGUGCUGAUGAUAAUAACUUGCAAAACAACAGGCAGACAUGUACGGACAGGCGCGUAAACACUGCUUGGCAUGCUGUUACUACUGUCAGCAAACACACGAACACGCUCGCCGCAAAUUGAUCAGGAUUACGCUCGCGAUCGGAUUUUGAAUAGCUUGCAACUUUAGCUCACUUUAAUGACAAUGAACUUCACAGCAAGCACUGACAAGUACACAGUAUCUUGUGCGGUUUCAAGCAUGUUCGCUUGGAUAUGUUGUUUUCAGCCGAAUGUCGGUGUUCUCCGCCUUUCUGACAGCUUUUGACAAAAGGCGUCACGUUUCUUCGUUAUCAAACAGACAAGGAAAUUGAUAGUGAAACACAAUCCGUCAAAAUUACUUUCAAUUUACGACAAAUUCAAUAACGGCAACCAAAACAAAAAUGAGCAGACAAGGCGCAAUUUUUUGGAUGUAAUGACUUUAAAUCCAAAUUGACCUACCUGUUUUUACAUUUUCUUUGUUUCAGCUGUAUUUGAGUUUUUAACACGUUUAUUAAGGUUCAUUUUAUGUUGUUAUAGAAAGCCUUUCCCAGGCAGGAACACUACAAAGCCAAUUAACAGCAGGUGUUAGAAAGCUGUCAAUCAAAGUCGACAAUGGGUUGUUUUACAUACUUCCCAACGCAUCGAGACAUUUGAAAAUUGUUUUGUGUUCUAAUUAAACGGGGGUGUGAAAUUUGAAACAUGCAUGCUCGGAAACCAUGCCUAUCGCAAGCCCAAAACGUGUUUUUAAUAAACUGCCAUUCAUUCGGGGCUUUGGUUACACGUUAGAAAUUGCACUCGAUUACUUUGUUGUAAGCUUUUGAAAAGGAUGACACGCCCCAGAUCCUGCGUAAAGAACCACGAUGGCUUAGACAAUGGAGAUUGAAAUGUUUAGACAUAUUAUUUGGCUUGGCGGAUGAGAUGUGUCCUGAUUGGUCGGUCAAGCUAAUUGGUUCCACCAGGUAUUAUUGAAAAGUGGCUGGUUUUAUGAAAAUACCCAGGAGAAUUGACUAAUGGCUUUGCCUCCGUUCCAAAGUACUUUGCGUUGUUCUAUUUUAAGGGAAAAAGCUUAUUAAGGUUUGAGAUGCCCUGUCAAGUCAAACACUAAGCUAAGUCCUUCCUGAAUAAAUUGACUUUUUCUAAACCUUCCUGUAAGAGAGAAUUAUUUUUCUUACAUGCUCGGUGAUCCUGAUCAACAUUUGAACUCUCAAUCACUCGUUACGUGACAAGGGCCCAUGGAGAUUUUGAAAGGUGAUUGACAGACUUGUGGCCAAAAGCCACGAGACAGGCUUGACAAUUCGUUACUAGUUGUGUUGACGGCCGUACACAUCUUUUCCUUACAUACAGUUGACGGGUUGUAAGUUUAGAAAGCUAUCCAACUGUGUCAGUCCUAAACUGAUUGUCAGAAUUCGGGAUUAAACAUUUGCAGCAAUUUUACGAUAACAAUCCUCCACAAAGCGGCUCGUCACCCUGGAGUUGAGUGAAUAAGCAUCGUAUGGCACAACGGGUCAGUAACCGAGCGUUCCGUUUGCCCGUGAUGCCGGCUUCUGGCGGUGUGUGUGCAUCAUUUUAUGCUUGUUUAGCGCUGCUGUUACGCACUGUCUAGCAGGAGACGUAAGCAACAGCUGACAUGAUCGUUUAAUUUUGCAGCCUUAUGAUGAAGUGGGCUCUUACGCGAUGGACGUUGCAACCUCAAUGUACGAUCACAGUCGCUCAGCUCAGAUGCAACACAUGAACCACACGAGCGCUACCUCGCCGUACCAUCACACGCCAGCCUCUGGAGGAGGAGUGUCGAAUGCGAUGAGCGCCGUUUCUGAUAUUCAUAAGAGAGAUAAGGAGUUAAUAUAUGGGUAUGUACGUUACGAUCGCCUCUCAGCUCAGAUUUGCAUGUCAUGCGACUGAAAUGUAUCACUCACGAUCGACUGUAUCUAAGAAUCUCGGUGAUCACUGACAACCGCGCAAACUACAAAUAGGUAAAGUUACACAUGACGGUCACAGAGCACACGUCUAAGCGAUUUACAGCAAGACGUCCUGCAGGAUCAUGAUCACAAGUUUUUUCAUUUGCACCGCGGUAAAUGAACGCUUAUUAACUGAACUCUAUUCAUUAACAUGAAUGCUCUAAUUCCAGGCAUUCACUGUUCCCUCUUCUGGCACUCAUCUUCGAGAAAUGCGAACUGGCAACGUGUACUCCUCGGGAGCCCGGAGCUGUCGGUGGGGACGUGUGCUCGUCCGCUUCGUUCAACGAAGAUAUCCAGGUAUUUUCGAAGCAGGUAUGUUCACAGUUUCUAAUCCAGUAGUUACAAUUAUCCCCCAGGCCUUUAGGGGACGGAUAUCCAGUGAUAUACUAGUCUGACGUGAUCGUUCAAAACCGUUCUUGAAGUGCAACAGUUUUCAUUCUCGAGUCACACACUAGGAUGAUCUAGCGAAAUCUCAUAAUGGUUUCCGUUUGUUGUUGUGUUUUCAGUUCAGGAGUGACAAGACGAUUUUCUCGUCCAACCACGAAGUCGACAGUUUGGUAAGUGUUGUUUUCGUUUGUUUUCAACAAACCGUAAGCUAUCAUUUCAAAGGUGGACGUGUUAAAAUAUUAAUACGAACCCGGUUGAUUGAAUUUAAAUAACACAAAAUGUUGCCACAUGCUUCGAUGCCUUUAUACGUUGAUUUAUACACGCACAGCAGUCAUUUGGGGCUUUGUAUCACCCCGGUGUCGCGAGCUGUAGCAUGACGGAAUCCUGCUUUUUCUCUGUUUUUUUUUGCCAAUUUUUGGGUUCUUUCUAUUCUAGAUGAUUCAAUCGAUCCAAGUCCUGAGAUUUCACCUCCUGGAAUUAGAAAAGGUAAGAAAAUAUUUAUUUAAGUUGAUUCGCGGGUGUCAUUUUCUAGUCAGCCGUGAGCAGUCACAUAAAAGCUUGUUGAGCAAGCGGAAAGGUAAAGAGAAUUUCUUUAGGCUCUGCGAGGCCCUCAGAUAUGUGUAUAUAAGCAAAAAGGCUCCAGACAUUUUUCAGACGAGAAUUUGCAUAAUGCAUAUAUUACGCUUAUCUUUAGUUAGAAAUUUAAUCUCGUGUUGUCAUUUGCUUUUAUUCGAUGGAUUUCAAAGGUAUUUCUUCGAGCUAACACUACAGUCAAGUUUAAAUUAGGGGAAGUCGUUCCUGUUGUUAAAACAAAAUCUAUAUAAUCCAAUUCAGAUCUUGUGUUCUUCCUUUAGGUGCACGAGCUGUGUGACAACUUCUGUAAGCGCUACAUUUCCUGCCUUAAGGGGAAAAUGCCCAUUGAUCUUGUUAUGGACGAGAAGGAAAAUAUCGGCAAAAGCAGAAGCGACAGCGAUACUUUGGACAUCGAUUCACCGCCAGAAAGCGCCCUGCCACAGGUACUGUAAUCUGAUGUGUCAUGUAUUGCGACCGAACGCCACGCUAUCGCCCCGUUUUCUUAUGGUUGUUUUUUCAUCUAGUAGAUGGCCUUCGUGGAGGUGUAAAUUUCUUUCACAACAUCACAUUAUCAUCUAAGUGGAUGAAUGGCUAUUAAUAAGUCGCGCGAGGAUGAUACCGCACGGUUACUGUACUGUCUUGGCAAUCUCGCGAUAGAAGUGAAUUGCCUGCAGCGCGACCCAGGGCGAACGGUUCAGGACUUGAUUGAUGAACACUGACUGCAGUAUUUACGUUGCGCCCCGCGGCGAUGUUUUCUAAACUUUCAUUGUCCAAUAGGUUGAAUGGGAAAGUAAAAACAAAUUGUUGUGUGGUUACUGUAUUUAAGACGGCUCGUACAACAAGCCGUCACAAGAAGUCACCAAAAGUCAUCUAGUAAACCAUCAAUUGGACACUUGUGAUGGUGUUAUAUUUUGUCAAGUUGAGAGAAGUUUUUAUUGAGCCUAGACAGCUAUUUUGGCGGAUUGACGUGUUGAAAAAAGGGUUCUUUCGUGUCCCAAACACUGGGCAUUUAUCUAAGAUCAAUUUCACACCUCUACGUUUUCAACCUGACAAAAUCACUAACAAUUGAAUGGUUACCUGUUUUCACCUUAGACAGGUAAAACAACCGCGCUCUUAGACAGAGUCCGGGAGAAAACAACGAUAUGGCGGAUUAACUUGUAAAAUUAUUAGCGCGGCGGGCCUAUUUUCUUGUAGAUGGGAUUUUCGUCAAUUACCUCUUCACAAUCACUAGUGACAAAAACUGUGUUAGGUGUCGAAACUUUUACACCUCUCGCUUUGCUUUUCUUAUUCACUUAGUGUCAACUAUAUGAAAGGAUUUAAAUUGUUUCUUCGCGCUUCGAGAGAUAACACAAGCAAUUCACGCGAUCGAUCGCUCAUCUUUGCGACUCUUUCCUUCGCUCAUCACAGGCAUCAAACUCCCAGAGCUGGCAACCCGGUCAAGGAGAUGAGGCCACCGGUUCAGGCUCCAAUUCUCAAUCAUCGUCCCGACCACCGUCCAACUCUGGGGUCGAUGGACCUACAACUCCGGAAGGUGAGGAAAUGACUAAAGCUUUUAUUAAAAGCGACAUUUCUAUCACUUCUUUAUUAAAUUGUUUCCGUAUUCGAUGUCUUUUUAAUAAUGUCUUCAGUAAUACAUCACUAAAACGAGAAUUUAUCGGGGGUUACUGUUUUAUCGCGCUUUUAUUAUGCUAAACGAGUAGCUCUUGGCCAUUGUUUUAAUCCACGUUGGCAAUUAUAUAAAGAGUGGGAUUGAACAGAGAAAUUAUUGGUUCAGCCCUACGUCUAUUCUUGUGGGCUUUUAUUGAGUUGAAAGCUUUAUGUCUCUGUUGACACAGCUGCAUAAAGGCUUUCUUUCUGUUGGUAAUUAAAAAGAAUAUCACUUUACGCGUUUUACGACGCUAAAGGAUAAGGCAUAUGCAAAUUCUGCUGCUUCUUCCUCAUAUGCAUACGUUUAUAGUCAUUAUGUGUCGUUUGCUGGAACAACCAAAACACCCUGUGUGUGAGACUUUGUUACGAACGCUUUUGUGAUUUUUUUGUCUGCAAUGAUAAACAGACCAUGAUCGAUAAAGAGGUUCGAAAUGAGCCCUAAAAAGUUCACGGAUAGCUUAUCGCGUGCUUCUCAUUCGGUGAACGCCUUCUUUUGAUUGCGAGGUGACAAGAAUAUUUUCUAGUACAAACAUCACUAAUUGUCAAAGAAAAGUUACAAUUAAGGUGAAGGGAACGGCGCAAAUUUUUUUCCUUUCCAACACUAGUUCGCUUUGUGUAUUCAAACAAAGGGAAAGAAAAGAAUUUGUAGGAAUUAUUUUGACAAUGAAGAGACGAUAAAAUUAACAGCUAGUAACAGAUGUGCCAUUUUCGUUUACAAAGUGUCAAACAUGAAGCUUUCUAAAAGAUGAAAACUGAAGCAAUCAUUUCUAAUGGACAAAAUAAUAUUUAUAAAAUAGUAUUCGCCUGUCAAAAAGGAAGACUCUUUGUGAAGUUCGGCUGCGUUCUAAUCAGUAAUUUUUCUCCUAGGAAUAGAUUCAAAUGUUAAUUAACCGCAGGACCUUGCCAGUUAUUCGAGCAAUUUUGACAAGAGCUUCUUGUCUUUAUGCGACGUAAGCUUUCACUGUCAAGAUUUCAUAUAGCUCACUUAAGUUGGAAAAUGUGUGUAUUUUAAAAAUAUUGAAGCCGAUAAUAGCUUGCCUUUCAUUUAAGUGCAUGUGUACCAUCCCUUUCUGUCAUUGUCUCAAUUCUUGACAGUAUUUCUUGAUUCUUUGAUAAAUCUGACAAGAUAGCCUCUUGCAAUUUCCUCCAGUAAUUUCCUGAAGUAGUGUCAACCAAUAAUUCAUUAUGCUUUUGUCGUCACUUAUAUCUACAAUCUCCGGGGUUUAGUUUCGGGAUUCUAGGAGUGAAAAACAAAGAAGAACAAGCUCUCGCAAAUUAGUGCGCGCCACUUCUCGUUGAGACCUUCUCGCCUCCUCAAUCGUUAACUUUUCAAAACUUUUGUUAUCGUCAAGUGGUUUUGGAACUUCUAAUUUCUAUGUGCUCUCGAAGAUGCCUCAUGGAAAACAAUUUCAAGAGCUUUAUUGCUGUCACGAGCGAAUACCAGGUGAAAGAAGAGUAACAUGAAUUAGUAAGACUAAGGGCUGUUGUAAGUAUUUAAGUGAACCUGAUGGCUUUUGUCAGCAUCCAAGUACUAGGGGUGUCAAAUUUCAAGGAUCUAUCUGUAGUAGAUUCUCCUCAUGGUGGUGAAAUUCUAGUCUUUUAUCUUGCCAUGCCCCUUGAACAAAUUAAUUAAGCUCAAAUAACGCAGACUUUAGGCUUCGCCAGCCAUACUCUUUCUUAUCAGCUUGUUGAAGGUAGUUUAAAUCGUGCUCAAAUUCCGCAUCUUGGUUUGGGAGCUUUUAGAGAUAGAAAACAAAGCCAUAAAAGCGCGGUGAUAGCGUCCGAUUAACUUAAUUGCUCCUUGUCAAAAAAUUGAAAGCAAGACCUUUCCUCUAGAAUCGACUGGACAUUUUUUAAGGAUUUUACCCUUACUUUGGUUAUAAAAUUUCAUCAACAAAGUCGAGAUUCUCGAUUGAAAAGUGCUUCGUGAAAGCGAUCUUUGGUUAAUCCUUAGUUUAGGUCGAUGAAUGUUUCUUCUCGAGUGACAAAUGCACGCAUGUACGCUAAGAGGGAUUUAGUUUUUACUGCCUUUAAUAAUCCGGUAGGCUUAAGCGCCAACCUGAUUGCUUCUCAGCAUGCGUCUUGUGUCGCGCGGUGGACGCUCUCCCGUGUUAUUUUUCUUAUCCUGUCUUUAGCUCCAUUCAAUUUCCAACCAGAUGUUUGCUUGUGUUUCGCCUCAUUUUCAUAUAGAUGUCAUUUUGAGAGAAAGAAAAUUUGACUUGGAGUAUUUAUCAUUCUUUCGUAAUGUUUACUUAAUCCAAGACACUGAGCUAACAUUUCCUCCUUUUUCCACCCACUAUUUACAUUGCCGCUUCUUAAGAGGCAUAAUGUGGCAGGCGAUGCUGCGAAAAAAGUGACUGGGGUAAAGCGGUGAGACUCGACUGCGGGGUGGGGCGUUCUGAGAACCAAAACACUCUCACCCUCGUUAACUGCAGGAAAAUCGUUCCACCCUCUCUAUUGUUUUCUCCAGAAGUUUAAGUCAACAAAGCAUAUCACAAGUCUCUUAUCGCAGUCAUCCUUUCGAUGGGAAGUUGGAGUGUUUUCACUAAUAUGUAUUUGAAGGAAAUGGGUUGUCUUGUCUUGAAUGACACCAAUAACGCUAUUUCGAAAAGUUCUGGGAAUAUGUCAAGUAGGUCUUUGUGAUUUUUGACAGGAAACUAGAGUAGCAGGUGUUGCUGUAAGCCUCUUCUCUUUGGCAGAAGCCAGAGAGUGUUAACCUUCUAGCCUCCACAAGAAAAUUAGGCUGUCACAACUGCCUUAAUCCUUCUUGUAUGCAAAACUAGCUGUCCGUGCUAUUUAACUCAUUCAAGUGAAUGAGGGGAUAAAAAUUGCAAAUGUGAUCGUCUUAACAACGUGUCGUAUUCAUCACUGUCUAUUUCAAUAUUCUCUCAGUGCUACGUGUAACAGAAUAAGGUCUUUGAAGUGGCUCUCGGUAACGACAGUAUUUUCUAAAGAAAACAUGGCCUGCCUCUUCAUUUCAGACCCUUCGUUAAACACGUCUGUUGGCUCGGAAGAUGGAAACGGUGACAAUACGGACGACGAACAAUCGAAGAAAAGCCAGAAGAAAAGAGGAAUAUUUCCCAAAGCAGCAACUAACAUAAUGAAGGCCUGGCUUUUUCAACAUUUAACGGUAAGAUAUUUUGUGUCUUUAAGGGUUAGUUCGGAUUUAUUGGUGAACAAAUUCAAAUGAAAACUAAAUUGCCAGUGUUUCCAGUUUGUGUCAAGACUAUACAGGGUUGUUUGUUGCUUUGAACCAGAACAAAACAGGUCGCCUGUUUGAUCCUUCUUCACGCUUAGUGUAAGCUCGGUUUCUUCUCCGUUACACACAUAUAAAAACGUUUUAAUUUCUAUUCUUCUUUUGUGGCCUCAAGGGAUAACUGAACCGUAAUAGGCAAAUUUUUAGUAAGCUCCUUGAACCGUGUGGGUGUUUGAUUCUUGAGAGCAGAGGAACUCAUAAGAAACUGGUGGGGACAUUGAUCUCUCUGGCACCAGUUUGUGCCUCCUUGCGUUUUAUAACCUGUCUCACGCAAAGUAACUGCCUGAGCACCGUGAAUAAAAGGUCAUAAAUUUAUUUUUUCCGUUUCUCGUUUACGAUGUUUGAUCCUUCUUCAAGAAAUAGAGACAAACCUCUCUAAGGGAUUAAUUUCCCUGCGUUAUUAAAACCGACACUUUCUUUUGCUACAUAUUCCGACCAAAUCUUUUUGUCUUCCAUCUCAAUUGUUUUAGUAAAUCAUGGAAUAAACGAGUUUUAAUAACUAUCACUUUUAGCAUCCAUACCCAUCCGAGGAACAGAAGCGAUCCUUGGCUCAGGAAACCGGACUUACUAUACUACAAGUUAACAACUGGUGAGUCGUUGAUCUUUCAUCCACCAAAAUAUCAUAAAUGCCAGCUAUUGUUCUCUCAUAGCUCGAAACUCUUUUAUUAAAGGCACAGAAAUAGAUAAACACCGAAAAAAAAAAUUAUCAUUGCUGCUUUAACAUUAAUUUCCCUGUGUCAUUAGUUGACUUCCUCUUGUUAGCUGAUGCCGGAAAGUUUUGCCAAGACGUUUGUUGAUUUCUUGCGACAUUUUUGUAACAGGAUGUUACAACUGCUUCGUAUAUUUGGCAGGUUCAUCAACGCGAGGAGACGUAUUGUUCAACCGAUGAUAGAUGCCUCAAACAGAGCAGGAAAGUCACCGGUUGUCACUGUGUUUAAGUCAAGACGACGGAAGAACUCUCUCGGUCAAGGUCUUCCUUCACCGGGACCGAGAUUCGGUCCUCCAGGAGCACCCCCAGGAUAUUACCCAGAUCAGCAUCACCCACCUCCUCAUCCCAACUACCCGCACAUGGACGGUGGAGUUCCACAGCCCCCGCACUUUGGACCAAGAGGAUAUAUCCCAACAGGCGAUCCCUCAGUUAGUGGAGUGGGUACAAUACCCCCUAUGUCAGCUAUGACUGGAGGACCGCAUUCUAUGCACGCACAAAUGCCCGCACACGCCUACAGAUCGCCAAUGCCUCCAACUUCGGUUCAUCAGGCGCAACCCAUGUACAUCCCUGGUCACCCCCAUGCUAUGAUGAUGCCCCCACCGGGGCACCCGCACGCUCAUCCACAUCAUCCUCACCCUGGACACCCUGGCCAUCCGGGACUACCUUCCACACAAACUUCACCCACUUUAAUUUCGUCAGAAAAUGUGUUGACAAUGUCACAGCCCGUCAUGGACAUGCACUCGAGUUAAAAGAAAUAUGAACAGAGUUAACAGAUCCUUCAUUAGCUUGUUAUGUUUCGCGUUGAACGUCAAUAAUACGCUUAGUCAAGUAUUUUUAGACAUUUGGAAAGCAAAAAGAAUAGAAUUAUUGAUUAUAUUCCCGCAAAGUUUGUAAAACUUUCGGUUUAUGAAGAUUUUAUAGGAAAAAUUCAAUGAAUAGAUAUGUGUCGUUAUAGAGAUCUAUUAAACGUGCUUCCCUGUCGUGUGAUGAUUGCCGCCUAUGCUCUUCCUUUCAAAAAGGAGAUUUCAGAAAAUUUUAAAAAAUGAAGACACUUUUUGUAUGAUUUGAAAGCAGUUUCUCCAAGAAAGGUGUUAAUGUUGAUAUGAUGUACCAUAUUUCAGUAAUAACGACAGUUUCUUAGUAUUUUGUUUAUAUGUGAUGCUAUUUUGUAAAUGCAAAUAGAUAGACUUUUAAAAUUAAUCCAGAUAUAUAUAUACAUAUAUAUAUAUGAUCAUGAUUGAAAAUUAUGUAUUUGUUAAUGAGAAUUGAAAGAAGACACGAAUAUAAAUGCUCGCUCAAUGCUUCGCGAGACUUUGUUCUGUACUGAGUUUUCAGUAGUCUCUUGGUUUUUACAGUUAGUACCUUGGUGUUCCCUUCAUUCUGCUUUGAAAAAAGCCACGGUUCCCAGAAUUACUAAAGAUAUGAGUCCUAUGAAAACAAACCGCCUCCUUUGUGGUUUAAUUCUGCUAGCAAUCAAAAGUUUUUCUUUUCUGAACGAAUCCCACAAACCAACCCACCGAGGGACAAACACUCAGAACAACGAAAAGGAAGG